Molecule: messenger RNA, 1503 nt
Organism: Rotaria sordida
Lineage: Eukaryota; Metazoa; Rotifera; Eurotatoria; Philodinida; Philodinidae
Source: the annotation of a GenBank genome assembly
AUAUUUUUAUUUAAUGAUUGCAGAACUUUUGGUCAGACCUAAGUAUAUACGUAUUUAUUUUAUAAGAUUUAUCGAGUCAAGAUUAAGACUUCACACUAAAGUCAAUCUUGUGCCGGAUACAUUGAAAUUUUUAGAAUAUGUUGCGAUUAUACUAGAGAGACUAAACUAAAAUUUUCAAUCCUGUAUAAUAAUGUUUUCGGGAGAUAUUCAAUACAAAAGGCUGACAAGUUGCUCAUUUAUACUGUGUGAACACUUAUUCUAUAAAUUUUUUGAAAGAGCAUGUCAGACUACAACGCCGUUUUUUAAAUUCUGACUUUUUUUUAAUACGGAAAAAGUCAAUGACAAGUUCAAUACCUCGAAAAAUGGUCAUCUAUUCACAGAAAUGUUUUUUUCUUCAUAUUAUAAUAAAAAACAGGUACCGCAAUUUUACAUGCUUUUUCAAACAAAAAAAAAAGAGGCAAUUGGCUACUUAAGCAGAAGAUGAGAGAAAUCAUAUUAUUUAUGAAAGAUCAGACUUCAGACGCUAUGUUCUCAUGUCAUUAUCUCAAUUUCAAUAUUUCUAAUGAAAAUUGACUUUUUUUUUGAGCCAAGAUGGCUUAAUAAUAAUAAAAUAAUGAAUUAUUUAUUUGAAUUUUUAUUCUAGUUAAUUAUGCACGAGAAAAAAAAAUUGAUUUUACCAAACCAUUUCUUAGUUUGGGUAUAUCAAUACUUUUUAAAACAUCCAAACCUGAAAAACCAGGUUUAUUCAGUUUUCUUAAUCCAUUAUCACUUGAAAUUUGGAUAUAUACAUUUGCUGCUAUAUUUACUGUUAGUUUUAUUCUAUUAUUAAUUGCUCGAUGUUCACCUGAUGAAUGGCGUAAUCCUUAUCCAUGUGAUAGUGAUUAUAAUUAUUUAGAAAAUCGUUUUACUGUUAGUAAUACACUUUGGUUUUCAAUUGGAACAUUAAUGCAACAAGGUGCCGAUAUAAGUCCAUCAGCUAUAUCAACUCGUCUUAUUUCUGGUAUUUGGUGGUUUUUUACAUUAAUUCUUAUUUCAUCAUAUACAGCUAAUUUAGCUGCGUUUUUAACUGUCGAAAAGUUUGUUAAUACAAUUGAAAGUGCUGAAGAUUUAAUUAAACAAACGAAAAUAAAAUAUGGUGUUCUUCGUGGUGGUUCAACAGAACAAUUUUUUCGAGAAUCAACUAUUCCAACUUAUCAAACUAUUUGGAAACAUAUGAGUAGUAAUUCAGAUGUAUUUGUUAAAAGUAAUCAACACGGUAUUGAUCGUGUUAAAGCUGAAUCAUUUGCAUUUUUUAUGGAAUCAACAUCAAUUGAAUAUACUGUACAACGUGAAUGUAAUUUAACACAAAUUGGUGGUUUACUUGAUAAUAAAGGUUAUGGUAUUGGAUUACCAGAAGGAAGUCCACAUCGAGAACGUUUUUCUGAAAUAAUUCUUGAUUUACAAGAAAAAGGAAUAAUUCAAAAAUCUUAUAAUAAAUGGUGGAAAGUAUUAGUUACAUUCUAA